GUACGUCUGUGUAGCAGACGGGUGCACUCGGAAUUCCAGUAGAUCCGAUACGUAGAACUGCGUAGAGAAACAGGGACCAGAUGGCCAAUGCAGUCGUGAACACCACAUCGCCCAUGGCUGGGCGACGCCUGCAACGGGACGUAACCCGACUCCUGGCCUCGGACCAUCGUGCCACUGUGGACGACAACAUGUCCAGUUUGGCCGUGCUCUUCGAGGGGCCGCUGGGGACUGCCUACGAGGGUGGAAUGUGGACGGUGAACAUAAGCAUGCCGAAGGACUAUCCGCUAAAUCCGCCAAAGGUCCGCUUCAUCACCAAGAUACUGCAUCCGAACAUCGAGUUUAACACGGGCCUGGUCUGCAUGAAUGUGUUCAGUCAGGCCUGGUCGCCCAGCUACGAUCUGCUGAACAUCAUCGAGACCUUUUUGCCCCAACUGCUGCGCAACCCCAACCCGAACGAUCCGCUCAACCACCAUGCCGCCCAGAUAAUGAAGCACUCGGAGGCGAUGUUCCGCGAGAACGUGAUCGCCUGCGUGAACAUGUACGCCCGGCCCACUCCAAUGUGCCGCCGGUCGGAGGCGGGCAAGCAGCUUCUCGAGCAGCGCUCGUCGGAUCUGAGUCUAUCCGAACUGCUCUCAGACGAUGAUGUUGAUAAAGAUUAGUGAUUUUGGCCGAUCGUUUGUUAGUUCUUUGUAUGGAACACAGUUUGUAUAAAGUUUAACUAGAAUGUGCUAUAUAGAUGCAGAUCUCUAAA
Messenger RNA from Drosophila persimilis, 751 nucleotides. Its product is annotated as ubiquitin-conjugating enzyme E2 6. The transcript has a single exon. Gene Ontology annotation, cellular component: nucleus. Lineage: Eukaryota; Metazoa; Arthropoda; Insecta; Diptera; Drosophilidae. Gene Ontology annotation, molecular function: ubiquitin conjugating enzyme activity. The record is from RefSeq and is a predicted model, not a curated record. Gene Ontology annotation, biological process: protein polyubiquitination; ubiquitin-dependent protein catabolic process. The coding region runs from base 81 to 659 and encodes 192 amino acids.